AUGGAUACCGAUAGCGAUACACCUACAAUGAGAGGAUCUGAUGAUGAUUUUCAAGAAACCGACAAAACUACAUAUGAGAAAGCAGCUCAAUUAAUUGAAAGUGAAAAAGGUGUCGAAGUUGACCUUGAACCAGAUAAAAUUGUACUUGAUAAAAAACAAGGAACAUAUCAGAUUACUAAACACCUAUAUGUAGAUAAACUUCUCUAUAAUAUUUUCCCCAUGGAAUAUCCUAUUACAACAGAAAAGGGCGUAGCGAUUAUAAUUAAUAUUGAAUAUGUUAGAUCAAGAGUAGAUGCUGAAAACUUUACCGACUUUAUACAAUAUGAUACAAAAAAAAGUUGUGAUAAUAGCGAAGUUAAUUGCUAUUUACUCAAUACUAAGGCUAAAAAAAUAUCUUUAAAUUGUCAAGGUGUUAAACCCAAGUCAAUGAAUCCGCAUAUGUCAAAUAUGAUGCUUGAGUUAACAUCAAUUAAUUUACCUUUUGGUCCCUAUAUCAAUAUUACUGCUGAUAAAUUACUAAGCGAUAAUUUUAUAAGAACUGUUAUUGGUGAUAAAGAUUUUCAAGAAAUCCAAAAUUCUUUAACUGACGAGAAUGAGCUUAGAAAAGAAAUUCAAAACAGCAAAUAUUCAAAAGAUAACCAAAAUCUUAUGGAAGAGUUAUUAGAUGCGCCUUAUGAAAAUAUAGCUCAAAUAUUUAAAUCAUUAAAAUAUUGGGUUGAUUUUUAUGGAGCUAAUUGGGUAACGGCCUUAUUAAACCCUUCAAAAUCACAAAUAAAUAAUAAAAUAUGGAAUUCAGCACCAGAUUUUACAGCGAAAUUAUGUAGUGAAAAUGCCUAUCAUGAAGGAAAUAUGACUUUACUUGAUGCAAUUAUAAAAGCAAGAGAAUAUGAUAAGCAACAACAUUCUAAUACAUAUAAUAAUAAUAAGAAAUCUAAUAUUGAAACUCAAAUCAAUUUUUCACAAGAAAUUUAUAUUCAAACUCAAGAAAUUCAAGAAAAUAAUGAUUUCAAAAAAAGAAAAGUAGAAAAGCAAGGUGAUAAUUCAGAAAUGGAUAUAGAUGUAGAUUAUAAAAUCAAUGAAAUAGAUGAAGAAAUG
Molecule: messenger RNA, 1095 nt
Organism: Dentiscutata erythropus
Lineage: Eukaryota; Fungi; Glomeromycota; Glomeromycetes; Diversisporales; Gigasporaceae
Source: the annotation of a GenBank genome assembly